AUGCAAACAGGCACGGCAUACAAAACUCCUAUUGGCACUUCUCCUUAUCGGUUAAUCUUCGACAAAGCUUGUCAUCUACCCGUAGAACUGGAACACAAAGCCAUGUGGGCUCUGAAGAGGUUGACCUUGGAAUGGGCUGAAGCUGCAAAUUUGAGGUUAACACAACUCAAUGAAAUGGAGGAAUUCUAUUUCCAUGCAUAUGAAAGUGCAGCUAUGUAUAAAGAAAGGAUGAAGCAAGCUCAAUCAAAAUGGUCCGGUCUAUUUAAGGUGGUAAAUGUCUCUUUUUUUGGAGCUGUGGAACUAGAAUCGGAGGAUGGGCUCCGAACCUUCAAAGUGAAUGGCCAGCGAGUGAAGAACUACUUGGGCACAAAUGAAAAAAAAACAUUUGGUGGAGCAGUUGGCUCUCAAAGAUAG
Messenger RNA from Nicotiana tabacum (common tobacco), 414 nucleotides. RefSeq lists its product as uncharacterized. The record is from RefSeq and is a predicted model, not a curated record. NCBI's taxonomy places the organism in Eukaryota, Viridiplantae, Streptophyta, Magnoliopsida, Solanales, Solanaceae. Gene Ontology annotation, molecular function: nucleic acid binding.